AUUCUAUCCCUUUUUGUAUUUUAUUGUACCUACAAAAGCCUAUUCAUUCCUUCAUUUCCAUUCAUUCCAACUUGUACUUGAUCUAACUCGGUGUUACAAUUUUUUCCUUGAGUCUUGAAAUCAUCAAGUUCAUAAUGAGAGAAAUCCUUCAUGUACAAGCAGGUCAAUGUGGAAAUCAAAUUGGAGGAAAGUUUUGGGAGGUUAUGUGUGAUGAACAUGGGAUAGAUCCUUCAGGAAGUUAUGUAGGAAAGUCACACCUUCAACUUGAGAGAGUGAAUGUGUACUACAAUGAAGCAAGUGGUGGAAGAUAUGUUCCUAGAGCUGUUCUAAUGGACCUUGAACCAGGUACCAUGGACAGUUUACGUUCUGGUCCAUUUGGAAAAAUAUUUAGGCCUGAUAACUUUGUGUUUGGACAAAAUGGAGCUGGUAAUAAUUGGGCUAAAGGACAUUACACUGAAGGAGCUGAACUUAUUGAUUCUGUUCUUGAUGUUGUUCGAAAAGAAGCUGAGAAUUGCGACUGCUUGCAAGGUUUUCAAAUUUGUCAUUCGCUUGGAGGUGGAACUGGAUCAGGAAUGGGUACCUUGCUCAUUUCCAAGAUCAGAGAAGAGUAUCCAGACAGAAUGAUGUUGACUUUCUCAGUGUUCCCUUCACCAAAGGUUUCUGAUACCGUGGUGGAACCCUACAAUGCAACUCUCUCUGUUCAUCAACUAGUUGAAAAUGCAGACGAAUGCAUGGUUCUUGAUAAUGAGGCACUCUAUGAUAUCUGUUUCAGAACACUCAAGCUCACUAAUCCAAGUUUUGGUGAUUUGAACCAUUUGAUAUCAACAACAAUGAGUGGAGUAACAUGUUGCCUCCGAUUUCCUGGCCAACUCAACUCUGAUCUUAGGAAAUUAGCAGUUAACCUCAUCCCUUUCCCACGUCUACACUUUUUCAUGGUUGGUUUUGCUCCCUUAACAUCAAGGGGUUCUCAACAGUACAGUUCCCUCACCAUUCCAGAACUCACACAGCAAAUGUGGGAUGCAAGAAACAUGAUGUGUGCUGCUGAUCCAAGACAUGGUAGGUAUCUAACAGCCUCGGCAAUGUUCCGUGGCAAAAUGAGCACAAAAGAAGUUGAUCAACAGAUGAUAAAUGUUCAGAACAAGAACUCGUCUUACUUUGUGGAAUGGAUUCCAAACAAUGUGAAAUCAAGUGUUUGUGAUAUUCCGCCAACAGGGUUGUCGAUGUCUUCGACAUUUAUGGGGAAUUCGACAUCUAUUCAAGAAAUGUUUAGACGUGUUUCGGAGCAGUUUACUGUUAUGUUUAAGAGAAAGGCAUUUUUGCAUUGGUAUACUGCUGAAGGAAUGGAUGAGAUGGAGUUUACUGAGGCUGAGAGUAAUAUGAAUGAUUUGGUUUCUGAAUAUCAACAAUAUCAAGAUGCUGCUGGAGUGGAAGAAGGUGAGUUUGAUGAAGAUGAUGAAGAGGAAAUUGCCUAGUUGCAAUGACUUUGACACAAACAUUAUUUAAGGUUCUUUUUGGAUCAUUCAUGUCAUGGCAAAUUAACACAUAUCAUAAGUUUGUUUGGUUGUGUGUGCUACACAUAUAUAUUUGGUAAUGGCAUGGUGAAAAAAGAAGGUAAAGAAUGUGUGUACAUGAAUAAUUUACUCAUAUAUAUUAUGAGUUGGCUUGCAAAUGUGAAAAGUACAUAGGAUUUGGGGCUAUCAAUUCUCAUGGGAGUGUUGUUUUUAUUUUGAAUCGUCUGUUUGUUCUUGUCUUCUAUCUUAUCUUGUUAAUUGAUAUGAUCAAUUUGUAUAGUCGGUGGAAUAGAUAUUUUCUAUAGUGAUGCUUUUUAGUACCUGUGGCGGA
Messenger RNA from Medicago truncatula (barrel medic), 1842 nucleotides. RefSeq names its product tubulin beta-1 chain. The coding region runs from base 135 to 1472 and encodes 445 amino acids. The transcript is spliced from 3 exons. The record is from RefSeq and is a predicted model, not a curated record. Gene Ontology annotation, biological process: microtubule-based process. Gene Ontology annotation, molecular function: GTPase activity; GTP binding; structural constituent of cytoskeleton. Lineage: Eukaryota; Viridiplantae; Streptophyta; Magnoliopsida; Fabales; Fabaceae. Gene Ontology annotation, cellular component: microtubule.